Messenger RNA from Aaosphaeria arxii CBS 175.79, 2464 nucleotides. RefSeq lists its product as uncharacterized. NCBI's taxonomy places the organism in Eukaryota, Fungi, Ascomycota, Dothideomycetes, Pleosporales. Bases 165 to 2237 code for a protein of 690 amino acids. The transcript has a single exon. The record is from RefSeq and is a predicted model, not a curated record.
AUCUCCUACACCUGUAAACUUUCAUCCUCCGCAUUGCAUCAAUUUCCCUACUUCCGCCUCUUCUAAUAUGCUCCAAGCGCCCGCUGUGUUUUGAUCCCUUUCUCUCCUCCCCCGCUCCUGAGCCCUUGUUGGCGUCUUCUCCAUUCUAUGAUCACAACUUCUGCAUGGCAACUCCUCAAGAAUUGACGGUGACAGUGAGUGGGAGACGAUGUACGCGCUCGCGGGCCCGUACCGCGGCCACAUCGGUUCUCACUUCAGAUCCACCACCACCGCAGAUAACUUCUGCUGAUAUUCCUCUCACUACUACUUCUCCUCCGGAACAAGUCCAAACCAGCGCUGCGCAGCAAUCACAACCAUCGCCUCCUCCUCCACCGCCGCCUCCACCCCCUCCGGAAUCUUCAGCUGCUCAAGAGACAUCAAAUGCAGUGCCCACGACACAGCCAGCUGCAGUGCCCUCGGCGAUAGGUACGGACGCUCCUCCAGUACUUCCGUCAAGCGCAGAGCCUUCUGAGGUUCUGAAUCUAUCAUCACCUUCUCCGCCCGCCGCUGCCGCUCCUCCUCUUAGACCGGCUGUGAGUGAGGUUUUCAGUGCGGAAGCGGUUACAGAGCCUUCUACCUCUGCUACCUCUGCUACAUCUGCAACCUCUGCAGAGGGCCCUACGCUGGUCUCACCCAGUCUGACUCCAACAAUUUCUGACGCAUCACUUCCAGCUACUUCUUCGACAUCACCAUCAUCCAUCGCAUCUGUCACGGCUAUAGAAUCGGAUGUUCCCGUCGAAUCUUCCAACGAGAACAUCCCUGGUCCACCUGAAGAGACCAGUUCACCCUCGAUUCCCGAGUCACCUGGAGAUCAAGAUCCAGAAGCGCAGCCAACAUCGACUGGGCUUCCCUCUGGGGGGCCGGCUGGUAUCAUAGGACCAGACCAGAGUUCUGACGGUGGAAAUGGCCUCACGCUCUCUAGUACAGGCGCAACGAAUGUGGGGGCCAUUAUUGGUGGGGUAGUUGGCGGAGUCGCCAUUGUUGCGUUAAUCAGUGUGCUACUUUUCUUAUGCCUUAAGCGCAAGCGAAGGCCUCGAGAGUUACGUGGAAUUUGGCAAGAGAAGGACGACGAAAAGCCUGGGAUCAUCUCCAGGCUCAAAGAGGUUCCCGCGAAGCUCAGAAGUAUCCCCGAAGGCGUAGGUCUUGCAGUGGGCAAGCUGAAAGGGAAGAAAUCCAGCCCAGCACAGAACCCCUUUGAGCAGCACAGCGUGCGCAGCAGCGUGAGCUCAAUCUACUCAGUCCGGACGAAUGGCCGCAGUAGAUCGAUCAGCGAGCCUCCAUCCAGAUUGCGACAGCAACUGCGAGGGUUCGGCGAUCGGAUGCCGUCCUUGAAGAGGUCGCGAACGCUACUGCAGAAAAAGCAAGACAGUCUAGUCGUUGGAUCCAAGUCACCGUUCCCGGGCAUUGUAGAAGACCCUGUACUUCCAAGGAACGGAGAUGUCGAGAACCCAUUUGCGGAUCCCAAGCCAGAAGCUGAUGGACAAGCCGUUGCAUUGAAAGCGCAGCAAGAUGUGCAGAACGGCCUCAAGGAUCAGCAGCGGGCUCCCAUCACACCUAAGCCUGCUGUUAUAUCUGGACGCAUUUCAAAAGACCCAUUCGCAUCAAUCCUCGAUGAACUUGAGGAGCGACAAGGUAGUGGCACUCCAGACUGGUUGAAGGACGCUCCGGGUCACAAACGAACGCAGAGCGCUGCAACCGCACUUCGUUCGCAUCCUCCAUCGGCUGCAUACACUGCGUCUGUCUAUACCACGGCGGAUAAUCCGUUCUUUGAUCCUUCAGAAGCUCCACCUGUGCCAACACAGCGACUCCCACCAAACCCCCCAACGCGCCCACCCAAUGCUUACACCUCGACACUUCCGACAUUCGAUACGCUAUCCACCAAUGCAUCACGGGACUCGGAAAGCUCCUUUAUCUUCGGCGAACCUGGACCAAGCCGGCCAACAACCGACAUGUUCUCUAAUGUGUCUGUGAUUCCCAGGGCAGGCCGCCAGUCAGAUCCAUUCGAUCUAGAUCGGCCCGAGGUCCUUGGAUUUGGCGAAGUGAGCGCGCAUCGACAAGUACGGGGAAGCGUGACACGCCAGAAUUCAAGGAGCAAUAGGACCAGUACCGUGCCGAACUGGGUAAGGCUCGACGAGAAUCCCUACGAAAGAGCGAGUGCCGUACCGGGAGCUUUGAGGAAACCGAGUGUGAAAAAGUGACGGCAAUGACAAUGACGGAGUGUCCUGUGUAAGGGUAUCACACAACACUCAGAGCUCGCCCAUGUUCAAUUUUCCGUGGCGCUUGGAGCCACUGCUAUUUUCUUUUUUACGAAAACAUCGUCCGCAAGUCAGGAUUUGAUUUCAUUCUACUAUGUUGCCUGGGGAAACGAUGGCAGGAAGUGCUUCCGCGGGCCCAUCGUGCGCAACCAACCUUUAUUGAAGCAAGA